AAGUUUUGAUAGAAACAGGAUUAUAGAUAUUGUAACCAUGGCAACAGGAUGUCAGCAGCUUGUCCCAGAGUGUAUCUGGUCUUGUGUGUUAUUGGUAGACAGGGAAUAACAGAGUGGAAUCUACAUACAUGUCCCAGUUUGUCACAAACUUGACUAACUUCACCACAAGUCCCUGUUGUCCCUGCUGACUUGAAGUCUUGGAGGAGUUUUGUUUCAUGUGUGAAUUAUUGGAGGAAACUGGUUGAACUCAUUGGCUUGACAUCCAUUUUGUUGGAAAGUUCCAUUCUUGAAUGUGCAUCUAUAGAGAGUUGCUUGCAUCCAGGAUAGAAGAGACUGUUUCCCUCCCAGGAGGCUCUACCCAGUGAUUAUUUGGGUGUUGUACACAACAUGCUAUUUGUGCUUAGUCAUCAGUUGUAUCUGUGAACUAGCAUUGAGUUCAACAUCAGUUUAAGCUUUGUGACUGAUUACAUUUGGAAAAAAGCCUUUUCAAAUGUUGGGUAGAUAUUAGGCAAUCUUUGUCUGGACUUUUGCCAUUUUUGCUUUCUUGAAUGUUGUGAGCUUGUCAGCACAUUGAUCUGAGUAUGGUUCUGACAGGGACCAUUUAGCAAGUUGACAAGAACUGGCUGUACUGAUAAAGUGUCCAUCCCAGCUCUCACCACUUUAUGGUGGGGCCACAGCACAUGUUUACAGAUUUCUGGAGAGAUAAGUCCUCUCUGCUGUGAUUUGCAUCCAUCAAAUACCAUAAUGGACCAGCCUGAUUCUCACAUGCAGAUAUGAGAGUUAUGAGGCAAACAGUUGUUCCCUAGCACUGUGAUGUGCUCAUUUCCCACACUGUUUUAGACACCACAACACUGAGGCCGAGUCUCCUCAUCACUGACUAGACCACGUGGGAACUACCCUCAAUAUUGUCAUCUCAGGCCUACAUUCUGUUAUCAUCAUCCCCUUGUAUGUGUGGUACAUGGAUGUAGACUACAAACAAAGGGAGGAUUGGCUGGAGGUGUCACACAGUCACCUGUAGCCCACAAACGCCUGUAUGGAUUGAUAUUGCUGCAAAUACCCUGAAAGAUGAUGAAGCAUGUUAAUUUUGAGACUUGUUUAUAUUGUGUAAGACUGACUGCUUUAGUACAGUGAGAGUGUGUGGAGAAGGAACAUGUUUACACAUAUCCUGGUUGUGGGAACAGACAAACACGCCUCAUCCUAAGUCGCUGUGCCAAGGGAAAAGUAAAAUUUACUACUUUGUGUGUGAGCCAUUUGACUGUACCACAUCAGGGCAAGAUGACACAGAUCCUGCCGAUAUCCGCCUUCCUGGAAAACCUCACAAUGGUGAAGCGGUCGCGACUUGAUAACGAAUCUGAGUUGGUCGACAACACCAGUCCUGUGGUGUCAGCAGCAUCCAGGUUAGUGGAUCUGCAGCCCCUGUCUAGCAGUCCAGGCAGCAGCUCACACCUUGACAGUGCCACCAACUCCCCUCUCAACCAAGUACAGGCGCAGGCUCAAGCACAGGCUCAAGCACAAGCUCAGGCUCAAGCACAAGCUCAGGCUCAAGCACAAGCUCAGGCCCUCACUGACACUCUCAACACAAAUGGCACUGCUGAGGGCAGCUUGGUCCUGCCCGUGUCAGAUGGGACGACUUACACCAACCCAAACUCUUGGGUGAUUAGCAACCCUGUCAAUACAUCCUCAUUGAUUGUAAAGAGUGAACCCUCCACAGAGAACAGCUCGUCUGAGUCUCCCUUCACGGCAAGCACAGCCAGUGAUAAUCUGGACACUUUCACAGCUGAUCCAAACAAGGCUUCUCCAACUUUCCAGAAUUCUACAUAUCCAGCCAACUUUUAUAAAACUGCUGGCCAGUUUGCUCAAAUCCUUACAACAUCAGCAGCGGCUGAGGUGAACAGCAUCAUCACAACAGCCUCCACACAGGACACUGCUGCCACUGUUGCUGCUGUCGCUGCUGCUGCCACAACUGCCACCACAGAAAACAACAUGGCCUACGUCGGUGGGCAAAGUUCAAAUUCUUUUAUUCCAUCAACGGGGUACCCGUAUCAGGGUGGCCAGAACCCUUACAGCAUGCUGCCUUCUGCCUACGGGACUGAGUUGGGGAAACUUAAAACCCAGCCCAGCCAAGUCGUGUCGCCUCCUAGCUAUAUGGCAGGAUAUAAUGCUUUAAAUCAACCAAGCCAAAGCUAUUAUGGCCCUAAUACAAAUAUCCCUUACACAAACACAGCGGGAAGUUUUACCUCACAAACGGCCAUAGAUGGGUACUAUUCUGGUUAUGGCACAACAAGUACAGGCUUCUAUCCCCAGUACCCCUACAACAUCCCCACAACGUCAGUGUCCACUGCCUCCACAGUGCCUUCUACACAGACAUAUCAACUCAUUGAUGUCCCCAAUACCACCACCACAGUCUCAACAAAGUGUGCCAAUGGACUGUAUCAUCUGCAUGGGCACCAAAUAGACAGUUUACGCCAGUUGUCUAGUGAACACAGUGACCAACAACUCACACCUAGUGUGCAUGAAGCAGCAGAGAGUCAAUAUAACAUAACAAGUCCAUCCCCACCUUUGAAACAAGAGAAUGGUAGCACAGGCAAGAGAGUACCGAGAAACCGUGGGCGGCGAACUCAGCCCUCUCCGGGGCCAGAGUCGGACUUAGAGAGAGUUUUUGUAUGGGAUUUAGACGAAACAAUAAUUAUCUUUCACUCGCUGCUAACUGGGUCUUAUGCACAGAGAUAUGGCAAGGACCCCCCUGCUAGUGUGUCGUUAGGAUUACGCAUGGAGGAGAUGAUUUUCAAUCUAGCUGACACGCAUUUGUUCUUUAAUGAUUUAGAGGAAUGUGACCAGGUUCAUAUAGAUGACGUUUCUUCUGACGACAAUGGACAAGACCUAAGCAAUUAUAAUUUUGCCACUGAUGGUUUCCAUGCGGCGGCAAGCAAUGCGAACCUGUGUCUGGCAACGGGCGUGCGGGGAGGGGUGGACUGGAUGAGAAAGCUGGCCUUCAGAUACAGGCGCAUUAAGGAGAUCUACAACAGCUAUAGGAACAAUGUUGGAGGUUUGUUGGGUCCCCAGAAGAGAGAUCCAUGGCUGCAGCUGCGACAGGAGAUUGAGAGUUUAACCGACAACUGGCUCACCCUGGCUCUCAAGUCUCUCUCUAUCAUCAGCUCUAGAAAUAACUGUGUGAACGUUCUGGUUACGACGACGCAGCUUGUGCCAGCCUUGGCCAAAGUUCUAUUGUAUGGUCUGGGGGGUGUAUUCAACAUUGAAAAUGUCUACAGUGCAACAAAAAUAGGUAAAGAGAGCUGUUUUGAGCGGAUCAUCUCGCGGUUUGGCAGGAAGUGCACUUAUGUUGUUGUGGGCGAUGGUCGGGAUGAGGAGUCGGCAGCCAAACAGGUAAUGAACUGGCCUUUCUGGAGGAUAUCCAACCAUUCCGAUCUUGCAGCCCUUCACCAUGCACUGGAUCUAAGCUACCUCUAGACUCCCACGAGUGUUAUAGCCACUAUAUAAUACAUCUUUUGAUUGGUUCUCUGAGAUUACUGUCCAGUGACAGACGAAGCGCCACAAGGCGGUGAAUGAGUGAGCACACAUCCCAUAAUAUACUCAUGAUUGUGCAGUGAUACUCGUGUGCCCACAAGCAGUGACUGACUUACUCAAAGGGAUAGCCAGAUCUGGAGCAGGACUCUCUCUAUAUGACCUGAUGACAAAUGGAUGCUUCAGAAUCUGGCCUACUCAUUUCCGGGUAUUGUUGUGAUAUCCGUUACCCUGACAAUCAGGAGAGAGAAGAGAGGACUAUAAUGGCAGACUGCACCUUGUGCAGAAUCACCUACUCACAGUUUCUCCUUGUUUGAGAAUGAUGACUGUAUUUAUUACUGCAUGUUGAACUAAAGGGAUCAAACUAUAAGACGAUCGCACAAACUGAGCAUUAUCGCAUAUUGGUUUCUGCACGUUGGACCUCCAACACGCCUGGCUGCUGACAGCAGGAUGGAUGUAUUGACAGUGCGUGAUGCAGACAUUUGACACAGUGCUAUGAGGACUAUCAAGUCCUGUUUACCCACACAAAUGAAUAGAAUCCAGAAAGAAAGUUCACUUUGAAAACAAUAAAUUCACAAAGAACCUUAUGCCUUAGGAAAAUCAUUCCCAGAGAAUUUGUUGAAAGCCGAGAUUUUAUUUUGGUGCUGAUCUUGAGACUGUGACCUUGACCUUGUUCUUUGUGUGCGUGUGCAUGUUGCGUUACAAUAACGUUGGCUUGUAGCGGACAUAGUGGCAUUGACCAAUGAAAAUGUCUGCAAGAAAAAUACACUCACAGAAGAGAGAUGGCUUUCUGAAUUCUGGCAUGCAAAAUGUGCCGGUCUCUAGCAGAUUGAGAGUGUAGGUCUGUUGCCCCAGGCAACGGUGUAUACCUCCUCCCUCACACGCGGACCUGCCAUCAUGAUUUGUUUAUUUUGUGUAGGUAGCCUCAUUGGAAUCAGUGUUGAGUGUUGUGUUUUCCUUGUUUUAAUCCAGUCUUAAAACUUGUAAUCUGGACAAAUGUGAUUUCAAACACCAAUCCUAGCAUUCCAAUAAAAAUGAUCUAAUUUUUCCAUCAUUGAAAGCGCUCCUCCCUUUUAAUCCACCCUUCCUUGUAACAGCGUCCGUCACUUUGAGUGUAGUGUUUCCAGUGGGCUUUAGUAUUAAUGUUUUGUUCCAUUAUGUGUCCAGUGUUGACAUUACUGCAGUAUAUUUGUGAGAGAGGAGGUAUAGGUUUGCCACCCAUGUUAUAUACAUACAUACAUAUAUAUAUAUAUAUAUAUAUAUUGCCAUUGGAAGAGACUUUGUGUGAUGUACAGUUCCAUUAACUGAAGACCUUCUCCUACCAUAUCGACGGACUUACAAGACUGUCCAUAUGUCCUGGACACAAACUACCUGUGUGUAUUCUUAUAAUGGUUUUCUAUUGUGUGCCACACAGUUUAUAUCAAAGAUGAAACUAGAUUUUGUGAUGAAGGUUUUAGGUAGCCUCCCUAUAUUCCAGUGUGGAGUGGACAUGUGAUGCUCCUGCAUGAGGUGAAAGUGAACUGUCUUCAUAUCACCGUGAUCAUUACGUGUCAGUCAGUGCUCACUUCAAGUCAGACUGAAGGUUACUCAAAGCUUUAAUUGUCAUUACAAAUAUGUUUUAUAAUGCUUCAUUUUAAUACUUUUUAAACUCAUUUUAUUUAUCAAUUGGAAAAAACAGCUUUAACAUGAGUUUUUGGUAGUAUCAUCAAGCCGUCAGUCCUUUUAAAGGAACUUGUGAGAGAAAAUAUGUUUAAUAAAUGUUAAUACUUAAUUUGAAAUUAAGUUAAGUCAUUUAAAUGUUGUAUUUGAUAUAGGUAUGUUAUUGUUAUUGAUCUAAGAGGGAACAUUUUGUAAAAUGUGUGCAGGGAAAGCCUUUAAAACUAUUAAGUUUAACAUCCUACUAAGUGUGAAAGAUUUGUAGCUAACACUAUAACUGGGACAAGUGAAUUGGGCAAAAAGUCUUUUCACGCAACUAUUCCUAAAUUCUAAUUCAUGUGUGACAUUUCUACAGUGUAGUAAAAUGGGUGUAUGCUUUCCUUGUAUUUUGGAUCCAUACGGGAACAGAGAAACAUUUCCAUUAAGGGAAAACUCAGACUUUUAGGCUGGCCUGGGGGUGUUGUUUGUUUGAGGUUUGGGGGAAGAGAAUAAAUCUGUGUCAUGUCAACAACUGCUUUGAGUGACAUUUGUCAACAGUCAUCAAAAGGAAAAGGAUUUCUAAUCUUUUAUAUGCGAGUUGAGUGUAAUGAGACAAACCACAGUGUUAAGUAGAUGAGUUUUAUAGCCACUUCUUUUAUCAUUGAUGCCACAAGAUAUUUAAAGUUUAACUUUUAAGCAAAUGACAUAUUUGAAAAUGUGCAAUAUUAUCAUUUUAGAUACAAAACGAGUGUUAGCAUCAUAGUGGAUAGAUCAUGCAUUCAUUUCAUGCAUUUGUAAUUAGAUGUCACUAUCAUUCUACAGUGUAUGCAGCAGAUACUUGAGACAUAUUCCCACAGCAGUUGGGCAAUCCACUGUUAUUUAUGUACAAACAAUUUAAUGCAUAAUGAUUGUUUACAUCAUACAUCCACUGUCAUUCAGACUGACUGUACAUGACGUUUGUGAAAUGCACAAAUCUCAUUAUCACAAACAGUAUUAAUUGUUUGAUUUUUGUUGAUGCUUAGUAAAUUAUUCAUGGGACUUGCCAUUGAAGUUUAUUUUGAAAUCUUGAUACACCUUUGAAAGUGAAAUAAACUCUUAUUAUAUAAAAAUAUUGUUUCCCAGAUUGCAGUGAUUACAUGGUAUAAUGUGGAAAGAAAUACUGGCUUCUGAAACUAAGAAGAGUGUUUACCAUCGCAUAAUGUCAAGAGGUGCAACUUGAGACAAACCCAGUCCUUCUACUAACAGCAUAGUAACCACUGUGACUUGACCACAAUCUCCACUGGUGUAUUUCUGUGUAACAAGUAUCAUUAACAAUGUAUAGUUUAACUGGAAUAUCUUCAAAACUCAUAACCUCAUCCACCUUCAGGUAUGAUGUGAUGCUCUCGUCAGAAUCACUGUACCUGGAGGGCGUCACAUGACCUGUAGUCCCAGGCAGCGACAAGACAAUCAUUUGCAGGAAUCGUGUAGCCUAUUUUCUAUGUGUCAGUCUGCAGCUGGCUGACUGUGUCCUGUACUGUCCUGUACCAUGUCAGCCCAUGGUAAGAGUAAAAUUUUACUGUCAUUUGGUUUAUUGGAUGUUUGAGAUCCAGGGGCUGUCUUAAUCAUAAAUGGGUGCCAUUUUCCACUUAGAUGAAGUAUUGUAUAAAUAAAAGAUAUCAGGAUAUAUA
Molecule: messenger RNA, 6824 nt
Organism: Haliotis rufescens (red abalone)
Lineage: Eukaryota; Metazoa; Mollusca; Gastropoda; Lepetellida; Haliotidae
Product: eyes absent homolog 1-like
Exons: 20
Coding region: 1276-3468 (730 amino acids)
Biological process (GO): positive regulation of DNA repair; multicellular organism development; negative regulation of extrinsic apoptotic signaling pathway in absence of ligand
Cellular component (GO): nucleus
Molecular function (GO): protein tyrosine phosphatase activity
Source: RefSeq, a predicted model, not a curated record